ACUUGCAUGUGGAUUUGGAUUACAAAAUACAAAAACAAAAACAAAAACCUCCGUUACUAAAAUCAAAAUUCUAGCGAAUUCUUUCUCAUUUCCCAAAUUCAUAACCAAAAGCUCACAAUUUCUCACUCAAAUUCUUACACCCAUCCCCCAAUCUAAUCUAAUUCUUCAAAAAUUUCCCUUCAAUUCCAUGUAUAAUUCCCCAAUUUCGAUUUUCUCCGCACAAUGACCAACACCAUUGUACCCAAGUCCGAGACCAGCCCUCUGGUCUCGCCAUCGUCCUCCCGGUCGGUUACCGAAACGGUGAAUGGCUCGCACCGGUUCGUGAUCCAGGGCUAUUCGCUCGCCAAGGGAAUGGGAGUGGGCAAGCACAUUGCGAGCGAUAAUUUCACUGUGGGAGGGUACCAAUGGGCGAUAUACUUCUAUCCUGACGGCAAGAAUCCGGAGGAUAAUUCAACAUACGUCUCAGUCUUCAUCGCCCUUGCCAGCGAGGGUACCGACGUCAGGGCGUUGUUCGAGCUUACGCUAGUUGAUCAGAGUGGGAAAGGGAAGCAUAAGGUUCAUAGCCAUUUCGAUCGCUCGCUUGAGAGUGGCCCCUACACGCUUAAGUAUCGCGGUAGCAUGUGGGGAUACAAGCGAUUUUUCAGACGAGCUUUGCUUGAAACAUCUGACUUUCUCAAGGAUGAUUGCCUGAAAAUAAAUUGUACUGUUGGGGUAGUGGUUUCAGCAAUAGAUUGUCCUCGAUUACACUCAAUUCAGGUUCCAGAGUCUGAUAUAGGAGCACAUUUUGGCAUGCUGCUUGAAAAUAUGGAAGGUUCAGACAUUACUUUUAAUGUGGCAGGGGAAAAGAUCCAUGCUCACAAGUUGGUUUUGGCUGCUCGAUCUCCUUUUUUUCGGUCUAAAUUUUUUGAUGCCGAAGAAGAAGACAAGCAAGUGGUUCAUAUUACUGAUUUAGAACCUAAAGUUUUCAAGGCCAUGUUGCAUUUCAUUUACCGAGAUACUCUCACUGAAGAUGUGGACAUGGAGACAUCUAGCUCGUCUUGUAUUUCCUUGGUAUCUGAAACAUUAACGGCAAAACUGUUAGCAGCAGCUGACAGGUAUGGUCUGGACAGGCUCAGAUUGAUGUGUGAGUCUCAUCUUUGCAAGGAUAUAUCUGUGAGCUCUGUUGCCAGCAUUUUGGCCUUGGCCGACUGUCAUCAUGCUACAGAAUUAAAAGCUGUUUGCCUAAAUUUUGCUGCUGAAAACCUUGCAGCUGUAAUGCGGUCGGAUGGCUUUGAGUACCUCAAGGAGAACUGCCCAUCACUGCAAUCGGAGCUACUGAAGACCGUGGCUGGUUGCGAGGAGGACUGCAGUAGUGGAGGCGGAAAAUCUCGUAGUGUAUGGGCCCAACUCUCUGAUGGCGGUGAUACCAACGGCAGGAGGGUCAGGCAAAGAACCUAAUAUCUGUUCAUUAGUCUUUGUAAAUGCAGAUGAUGAUGAAAAAAAAAAAAGGGCAAAAAAAAAACAUUUUGUGCUGCCAUUCUCUCAUUGCCUAAAAGAUAGCUGACAUAAAUGCAGUUAACUGAUGUAGUUAGAUUGUGGAUGUUUUUGUAAGCUGUAAGAGUUGAUAACUGUGUUGUUUGUGAAUGUGUCCUCGUAGGUCUCAUCUUGUGUGGACUAAGACAUUGGUCUGCUAUUUUUUUUCCCUGUAUUGCUGCCAACAAUUCUAAUCUGUCAACUGCUGAGAAUGGCUUCCUUGCAAAAAUUUUGGUUGUUUUCUUUU
Hevea brasiliensis (rubber tree) is the source of this 1759-nucleotide messenger RNA. Its product is annotated as BTB/POZ and MATH domain-containing protein 4. The transcript is spliced from 4 exons. The record is from RefSeq and is a predicted model, not a curated record. Gene Ontology annotation, biological process: protein ubiquitination. Gene Ontology annotation, molecular function: protein binding. NCBI's taxonomy places the organism in Eukaryota, Viridiplantae, Streptophyta, Magnoliopsida, Malpighiales, Euphorbiaceae. The coding region runs from base 223 to 1437 and encodes 404 amino acids.